UUCUCUUAUAAGCAGUUUUGAACUAUUGAAAUUCCGUCAAACUGUUAAAUAUAUAUUUUUUAAAUAUGAUAGAAUUCUAGUACUAAAAAAAACUCAUGACUGAGCAAACAAGUCAUUGUUGUUGACCCCAAAUCCCCCAAGACUGAAAAUUCUCAAUUAAGUGGGACCAAGCACCCAAUUGACGGUCGGAACAAAAGAAAAUUGAACAAUCAUACAAGCAGAUUGACAAGGUUCUUGACAAAAAAGAGUUUCCAAUUUUCCAUUCCAAAAUCCCCAUCUUCUCUGUUUCAAAUUAUAUAUUCACUCGAAAAAAUUACCCAACCAAGGCAGCCAAAAAACUAGAAACCAAAAAUCAUGAAAACCGCCAAACUCUUCCUCUUCUCCUUCUUCUCCUUCAUCAUCUAUUCAAAUGCUCAAACAGCUCCAAACACCACAGGCUACAACUGCACCAUCAACCAGACCACAAGCCCAUGCGAAACCUAUGUCUUCUACCGAGCCUCGGCUCCGAAUUUUCUUGAUCUUGCCUCCAUAGGCGACCUCUUCUCAGUCAGCAGGCUCAUGAUAUCAGAACCUAGCAACAUAUCAUCACCGUCUUCAACUCUAGUCCCUAAUCAAGCUCUCUUUGUCCCCAUAACAUGUUCUUGCAAUUCAGUCCCUAACGACACCAGAACCAUCUCAUACGCCAACAUUUCCUACACCAUCAAAGAAGGUGACACUUUCUACUUGGUCUCAACAAACAACUUCCGAAACCUCACUACUUACCAAUCAGUUGAGAUAGUUAAUCCAACUCUCGUCCCUACAAACCUCUCCAUCGGUGUUGAAGCCAUUUUCCCCAUCUUCUGCAAGUGCCCCAACAGGACAUCCCGGUUGGAGAAUGGCCAGAAAGUCAACCAUCUCGUCUCCUAUGUUUUCCAACUGUCUGAUAAUUUGUCAACGGUGGCUUCAACUUUUGGGGUCCAAACCAAGGCCAUAACUGACUACAAUGGAGAAAACAUCAACCCUUUUGACACCAUUUUCAUCCCGGUUAGCCAGCUCCCGGAGCUGACACAACCCGCGACCGCCCCCACCCCGCCGCCUUCCGAAAACGACGACAAUGAUGGCGCCGUUAUAGGAUUGGCAGUUGGGCUUGGAAUUACUGCGGUUUUGCUGGUUUUGGUUGGUGGGGUUUUGUUAUAUAGAGAGAGGUUAAUGAGAAAGAGGAGAGCUUUGUGGGGUGAUGUGGAGAAAGAGAAGGGUCAAUUUGGUAUGAAAGGGAAGAGUAAUAGUUAUAAUAAUAAAGUAGCAAAGGAAAUGGAAGAGACUUUAAUGGCUGAUGUUUCUGGGUGUUUGGACAAGUACAGAGUUUUUGGGGUUGAUGAGCUUGAAGAAUCCACUAAUGGCUUCCAUGAGAAUUGCUUGAUUCAAGGUUCUGUCUACAAAGGAACCAUUGAUGGAGAGGUUUUCGCCAUCAAGAAGAUGAAUUGGAACGCCUGUGAGGAGCUCAAGAUCUUGCAGAAGGUAAACCAUGGCAACCUGGUGAAGCUAGAAGGUUUCUGCAUAGACCCUUCGAAUGCCAACUGCUAUCUAAUCUAUGAGUACGUCGAAAAUGGUUCCCUGUACUCAUGGUUGCACGAAAACGAGAACGGAAAACUGAGCUGGAAAACGAGGCUAAGAAUUGCUGUCGAUGUCGCAAAUGGCCUGCAAUACAUCCAUGAGCACACAAGGCCAAGGGUUGUGCACAAAGACAUAAAAAGCAGCAACAUUCUCUUGGACACCAACAUGAGAGCCAAAAUCGCCAAUUUUGGGCUAGCAAAGUCAGGCUUCAAUGCCAUAACAAUGCACAUUGUUGGAACUCAAGGCUACAUUGCGCCGGAAUAUCUGACUGAUGGAAUGGUGUCCACCAAAAUGGAUGUCUUCUCCUUUGGUGUGGUCUUGCUUGAGCUGAUAUCCGGGAAGGAGGUUAUUGAUGAGGAAGGGAAUGUGUUAUGGGCAGGUGCUGGUAGAGUUUUGGAAGGGAAUGAGGAAGAGAAGGUAAAGAAACUGAAGGAUUGGAUGGACCACAAUUUCCUUGAGGAGUCAUACUCAAUGGACAGCAUGAUGGGUGUCAUGGCUGUUGCUGUCGCUUGUCUGCAUCGCGAUCCAUCCAAGCGGCCGAGCAUGGUGGACAUUGUCUAUGCCUUGUGCAAGAGUGAUGAUCUCUUCUAUGAUAUCUCAGAUGACACUCUAUCAGGGUCCCAAGUAAUAGCAAGGUAAUUGGCAUUAUGGCCUUGAUCAUUUUGCUGGUUUGUGGGUUCUCUAAUGUUUUAUGUGCAAAAGAAACACCUUUUUGGGCCUUCAUACAAGAUAGAAAUACGUGUAAAUUAGGCUUGGCACCACUUUCGAAGUCUAGUUAUUCACCCGCGUCGGAUAAAUUAGACCUAAAUUUUUAAUAAAAUGAUAUAUUCGAACACUAGCUUUCUAAAAGCAGUAUUCGUAUUAUUCAUCCAAGAAUCUUAAGCAUUUUGUAGCUGUAAAAUAGUUUGGUGCCUUGUUCUUAGCCCUCUUGUAAUAUA
This is a messenger RNA of Morus notabilis, 2531 nucleotides long. RefSeq names its product serine/threonine receptor-like kinase NFP. Gene Ontology annotation, biological process: protein phosphorylation. Gene Ontology annotation, molecular function: protein kinase activity; ATP binding. NCBI's taxonomy places the organism in Eukaryota, Viridiplantae, Streptophyta, Magnoliopsida, Rosales, Moraceae. The record is from RefSeq and is a predicted model, not a curated record. The coding region runs from base 355 to 2232 and encodes 625 amino acids. The transcript is spliced from 2 exons.